Molecule: messenger RNA, 1011 nt
Organism: Hydractinia symbiolongicarpus
Lineage: Eukaryota; Metazoa; Cnidaria; Hydrozoa; Anthoathecata; Hydractiniidae
Product: glutathione-specific gamma-glutamylcyclotransferase 1-like
Exons: 2
Coding region: 68-796 (242 amino acids)
Biological process (GO): glutathione catabolic process
Cellular component (GO): cytoplasm
Molecular function (GO): gamma-glutamylcyclotransferase activity; glutathione specific gamma-glutamylcyclotransferase activity
Source: RefSeq, a predicted model, not a curated record
UCGAACGACAUUUAGCCGGCCAAUUAGUGAUAGAGACGGUCGUUUAACAGCCGUAGAGAAAAGCAAAAUGGUUAAUAUAGAAGAUUUGUUAAAAACACAAGGACGUAUCCACGUCUUUGGUUAUGGUUCCCUUACAUGGAAACCAGACUUUGAAUACGACAAUUUAUUUCUUGGAUAUAUAAAAGGCUAUGAAAGAAGAUUUUGGCAGGGUAGCACUCAUCAUCGCGGAACAGUUGAAAAACCUGGACGCGUUUUAACUCUAACGAAGGUAGAUGAGGGCCGUUGUUGGGGAAUUGUUUUUGAAAUAAUCGGUAGGGAUAAAAUCCGAAAGGCGAUCGAUUAUUUACAACUUCGAGAACAGAGUCUUGGAUGCUAUGAUAUCAGCAUAAUGCCGGUAUAUCCACAGAAAAAUGGCGAUAAAAAAGAACCCGUCUACUCAAUUGUUUACUAUGCUACGCCGAAAAACGUACUUUACCUUGGCCAAAACUCACUGGAUGUGCUAGCUGAUGAUAUAGCCACAUCAUGUGGCGUCGUUGGACAUAACAUCGAAUAUUUAUUUCGCCUUUCUGAUUUUAUGAGGGAAUGUCUCCCCGAUGAGAAAGAUGAUCAUCUUUUUACUCUUGACAAGUUGGUCCGCGCAAGGAUCGGACUUUGUACAAGCAAUACGUUACCUUGGAAGACAUUAAUGGAAUGCAAGAACUUCCGAGAACUGAUUCUGAACAACAAAACUAAGGAAUUCGAACUCGAAGUAAACGAAGGACAGACUUCCUCAACUGCACUGACUGCUUUAGUGUAGUUUGCACACGUAUUAUAAUUUUCUUUACUUGGGGACAUCUAUACAGCAAAUCCGAAUACCCACGAAAGGAAAAACUCUUUUAUAUUUAAAUAGUUAUCGUUGUAGAUGGAAUGUAUAGUUUUGUAUGUGAAUUAUUUAUUAACUUAUUUUUUGCAAGCGGAAGAGAUUCCCAUGACAUUAAUUAUGCUAUUGUUUAACAUUUUUUGUUCGUUAUA